This is a messenger RNA of Cyclopterus lumpus (lumpfish), 22545 nucleotides long. RefSeq names its product AHNAK nucleoprotein (gene ahnak). Gene Ontology annotation, molecular function: protein binding. Gene Ontology annotation, cellular component: nucleus; cytoplasm. Gene Ontology annotation, biological process: regulation of RNA splicing. The transcript is spliced from 6 exons. Bases 422 to 21553 code for a protein of 7043 amino acids. The record is from RefSeq and is a predicted model, not a curated record. Lineage: Eukaryota; Metazoa; Chordata; Actinopteri; Perciformes; Cyclopteridae.
GAAUUCCCCUCCUUCUGCAAACCAGGAGCCCUACCCAUGCAGCUCCCUACCACUUUGCUCAGCCCAGAGAAGCAGCAACACAGACACAAAAAAGUUCAAAUCAACUCAGAGCAGAGGAGGGCGGGAGAGAGGGGGGAAGAAAACGCCCUGGAAACUUGGUUGAUCGAGAAAUAGGAAAAGACUGACAGACUACAACGUUGUGACUGGAAGAAGUGCUUUUCUUGGGUCGGGAAGAAGGGAACAGGACACGUUUUCAAGGAUGCUCAAGCUGGCGUGAGGCUUCUUGGGCGCAAAGACUGCGCACAGAAGCCAAGAAACCACAGCAUCAGACUGAAGGCCUUGGCCUUGCUUGAGCAAUCCAAGGAAAAUCAAGAUAGAGUUUCCAACACACCAGGGCUUAAAUCGAGUAAAGAAAUACAAGAUGGCUGAAGAAGAGGACACCAGAGAGGUGCUCUUUGAUGAUUGGGAGGGCCCAGACAAAACUGGCUUGACCAUUGAACAGAGUGGAGGAGAGAUCUUUGUCAAGGAGGUGAAAGGAGAGUCACCUGCAGCACGGUCUGGACAAGUAUACGAAGGUGACCAGAUUGUGGGUGCUACUGUAUACUUUGAUAACAUGAGCUCAGAAGAAACAGCUGACUUACUGAAGACAUUGAACCGCCACAAGGUUGGACUGAAACUACAAAACAAAGACAAAUCCCCUUACUGCUCGCCCUUGAGCACACCGUGUCGUUCGCCAAUCGGCACCCUCACAUGGGAAGGGAAGACCAGGUUAGGAAGUUCCAGUCCAGACAUCAUCCUCAGUGGAGAGGAUGAGGACUAUAAGAGAAUAUAUUCAAAGAAGAUUAAACCAAGGCUGAAGUCUGAAGACCUUGCAGAGGGAGUAGAUGUUCGCACAGAGCGGCAUAGCAGCACAAGCACCGAUGGCAGCACAGUUACGACCAUCACCCGCCGCAUCACCACCUACACAGUGGAUAUGCCAGGUGGCAUAAGUGAGCAACAUGAACUUUCAAGCCCAGAGUUCAAGGGGCUAAGGCACGAAUCUGGUGAUGGCUCUCCUCGUACACAAAUCUUCCAAGCCAGCCCUUCAGGUAAAGUGGGAGCAGAAGAGGGAGUUUUUGAGUCAAGUAAUGUCUCUUACACUGGGCCACAUGUUAGCUCCACAGAGACAGGAUGGGGCAGUGGGAAAGGUCAGUUCACAAUGACUACAAGAGAGGUAGAAGGUUCCAGAUUCAAAGGGCCUAGCUUUGGAGUAACAGAGGGUAAAGGCCAGAGAGGCUUUGAGUUCUCAAGAGGGAGUGGGGAGCAAGGUGAUGGAAGAAUUCAGAUGUCAGGAACAAGCAUGACAUUAAGAGACAGCACAAACACUGGUAGUGGGCAUGUUACAAUAGGAGGGUUGGGAGGUGCAGACGUAACCGCAACUGAUGAGAACGGAGGGUCAAUUGGUCUUUCUUUACCAGGAAAAGGCCUACAGAUUUUGACUUCUUCCAUGGAUAAAACACAGGAGGGAAGUAUUGACACCAGUUUAGGUGAGAGGACAAAGAUGAAGGUAUCUGAAACUACCAUCAGUCACCCACAGGCAAAGGGAUCAGGCAUCAGACUUGGAGGACCAAUAAUACAAGUUGAUAAUGUCAGUAAAGGAUAUUCCUCAGCGCCAGGCAAGAUUUCAAUGGCAGGUGACAAUGUCAACAUUGAGGGUCCAAAGUUGAAAGGUGAGGUUGAUGUCAGCCUGCCAAGCACAAAGAGAGGAAAUAAAGCACCUGGAAUAGACAUUGAAGUUCCAGGGUAUAAAAAUGAGGGCACUGUAGGUGGCAUGAAAACAGUCAAGAUGCCUGUGUUUGGAAUGAAAGAAAAUAAGGAAGAGGGAAAUAGGGUUAAACACAGUGCUGAUGCAUGUAUGUCUGUUCCUGGACCAGUUGUCAAUGUAAGACUUCCAGAGGCAGAGCUCAACGCACCUGAAAUCCAUUCAAGCAUUCAAACCAAAGUACCAAUGAGUGAUAUCAAAUACAAAAUGUCUGAGGUUAAAAUUCCAUCUUUAUCUGGGCCAGAUACAGAGGAUUUCAAGGUUGGGGGAAAUAUUGAUGUAACAGUGGCUAAGACUGAGGGAGAAAUAAAGGCACCGAAAAUAGACAUUAAAGUUCCAGCUAUAAAUAUUGAGAAGAAGGAAGGCAAUUUAAAAAUGCCCCAGAUAAAGACACCAUCAUUUGGGGCCAAGGGACCAAACUUUGAUGUGAAAGCUUCUGGGGUUGACUUUAAAGCACCAUCCAAAACAGGGCCCACAACUCCAGAAUGGGAUAUCAGUCUGAAAGGAAGAAAUGUGAAGGGAGAUGUGGACGUGUCAGUUCCAAAGAUUGAGGGACACACAACAACAUCUAAAGUUGAAGGACCAGAAGUUGAUAUUGAAAUGCCUCAAGGUGGAUUUGAGAUCCCUGGAAUCAAAAUUCCAUCGUUUGGCUUUACUGGACCGAAGAUGGAAGCUCAAGAUGUUGAUAUAAAACUAACAAAACCUGAAAUUGAUGUCAAGGCACCUGAGGUUGACAUUAAAGCAUCCAAAGUGAAAUUUGAGAGCCCUGAUAUAGACAUACAAGCUCCCAAAGUGAAUAUUGACCUUGAGGGACCUAAAGGUGAAUUCAACCGUUCAAAACUUACAAUGCCGUCCAUUGGCCUGAAAGGUCAACAACUUGAAGGUGAUAUGGCUUUGACCAAACUAAAGAUUAAAGGAGACAUAACAGCACCUGAAGUAGACAUUAAAGGUCCACAGGUUGAUAUUGAAAAAACAAAGGGUGGAUUUGAAAUGCCUAAAAUCAAGAUACCAACCUUUAAAAUCAAAGAUCCAGAAUUGGUUGGUCAAGAUGUGGAUCUAAACAUGGAUGUGAAAGCACCUGAUGUUAACAUUGACGUGCCAGGAGUUGGAACUAAAGGACCGAAUGCAACACUAAAAGGAGACAAAUUCCACAGGCCAACCAUAGCAGGACCAAAAACCACAAUGCCAAAUGUGGAUUUCCAUCUGAAAGGUCCAACACUCAGAGGUGAAGUGUCCGCUCCAAAGAUAGAGGGAGACAUAAAAACAGCUGAUGUUGACAUUAAAGUUCCAAAGGUCAACAUUGAGGGGGCAAAGGCAGGAUUUGAAAUACCUAAAAUUAAGAUGCCCUCAUUUAACAUAAAAGGACAAAAAGUGGAUAGUACUGAAGGAGAUUAUAAUAUUCCUAAAGCUAACAUUGAUGUCAAAAUGCCUAAAGUAGACAUUAAUGCUCCAGAAAUUGACGUUCAAGGACCGGAUGUUCCAGAGUUUGACAUUGAAGGUCCAAGUGGUAAAAUCAGAGGACCCAAAUUCAACAUGCCAAGCAUUUCAGGACCCAAACUCUCCAUGCCAGAUGUGGAUUUCAAUCUGAAAGGUCCCAAAAUGAAAGGUGAUGUGGAUAUGUCAGUGCCAAAGAUAAAGGGAGGCGUAAAAAAACCUGAGGUCGACAGUCAAGGUCCACAGGUUGAUAUUGAAGGUCACAAAGGUGGAUUUGAAAUGCCUAAAAUCAAAAUGCCAUCAUUUGGCUUCAAAGGUCCAACAGUGGAAGGUCCGGAUGUUGAUAUAAACCUUCCCAAAAGUAACAUUGAUGUUAAAGUACCUGAUGCUAACAUUAAAUUACCGGACUUUGAUGUUGAAGGUCCUGAUGUAAAAUUGAAAGGACCCAAAUUCCAACUGCCAUCAGUAUCAGGACCCAAGCUGCCAGAAUGGGAUGUGAGUCUGAAAGGGCCCAAAAUGAAGGGAGAUUUUGAUGUGUCAGUUCCAAAGAUUGAGGGCGACAUCAAAGCUCCGAAGGUUGACAUUGGAGGACCAGACGUCGACAUUGAAGGCCACAAAGGAGGAUUUAAAAUGCCUAAAUUUAAUAUGCCUUCCUUUGGACUAAAAGAUCCAAACAUUGAAGGACCAGACGUUGACGUCAGCCUCCCGAAAGCUGAUAUUGAUAUUAACGCUCCUGACUUGGAUAUCAAGGGACCAGAUUUGGACAUAAAGAGUCCAAGUGGUAAAAUCAGAGGACCCAAAUUCAACAUGCCAAGCAUUUCAGGACCUAAACUCUCCAUGCCAGAUGUGGAUUUCAAUCUGAAAGGUCCCAAAAUGAAAGGUGAUGUGGACAUGUCAGUGCCAAAGAUAAAGGGAGGCAUAAAAACACCUGAGGUCGACAUCCAAGGUCCACAGGUCGAUAUUGAAGGUCACAAAGGUGGAUUUGAAAUGCCUAAAAUCAAAAUGCCAUCAAUUGGCUUCAAAGGUCAAAAAAUGGAAGGUCCGGAUGUUGAUAUAAACCUUCCCAAAGGUAACAUUGAUGUUAAAGUUCCUGAUGCUAAUAUUAAAGGACCGGACUUCGAUGUUGAAGGUCCUGAUGUAAAAUUGAAAGGACCCAAAUUCCAACUGCCAUCAAUAUCAGUACCCAAGCUUCCAGAAUGGGAUGUGAGUCUGAAAGGGCCAAAAAUGAAGGGAGAUUUCGAUGUGUCAGUUCCAAAGAUUGAGGGUGACAUCAAAGCUCCGAAGGUUGACAUUGAAGGACCAGAUGUCGACAUUGAAGGCCACAAAGGAGGAUUUAAAAUGCCUAAAUUUAAUAUGCCCUCCUUUGGACUAAAAGGUCCAAACAUUGAAGGACCAGACGUUGAUGUCAGCCUCCCGAAAGCUGAUAUUGACAUUAACACUCCUGACUUGGAUAUCAAAGGACCUGAUUUUGACAUUGAGAGUCCAAGUGGUAAAAUCAGAGGACCCAAAUUCAACAUGCCAAGCAUUUCAGGACCUAAACUCUCCAUGCCAGAUGUGGAUUUCAAUCUGAAAGGUCCCAAAAUGAAAGGUGAUGUGGACAUAUCAGUGCCAAAGAUAAAGGGAGGCAUAAAAUCACCUGAGGUCGACAUCCAAGGUCCACAGGUUGAUAUUGAAGGUCACAAAGGUGGAUUUGAAAUGCCUAAAAUCAAAAUGCCAUCAUUUGGCUUCAAAGGUCCAAAAAUGGAAGGUCCGGAUGUUGAUAUAAACCUUCCCAAAGGAAACAUUGAUGUUAAACUACCUGAUGCUAAUAUUAAAGGACCGGACUUCGAUGUUGAAGGUCCUGAUGUAAAAUUGAAAGGACCCAAAUUCCAACUGCCAUCAAUAUCAGUACCCAAGCUGCCAGAAUGGGAUGUGAGUCUGAAAGGGCCAAAAAUGAAGGGAGAUGUUGAUGUAUCAGUUCCAAAGAUUGAGGGUGACAUCAAAGCUCCGAAGGUUGACAUUGAAGGACCAGAUGUCGACAUUGAAGGCCACAAAGGAGGAUUUAAAAUGCCUAAAUUUCAUAUGCCCUCAUUUGGACUAAAAGGUCCAAACAUUGAAGGACCAGACGUUGAUGUCAGCCUCCCGAAAGCUGAUAUUGACAUUAACGCUCCUGACUUGGAUAUCAAAGGACCAGAUUUUGACAUUGAGAGUCCAAGUGGUAAAAUCAGAGGACCCAAAUUCAACAUGCCAAGCAUUUCAGGACCUAAACUCUCCAUGCCAGAUGUGGAUUUCAAUCUGAAAGGUCCCAAAAUGAAAGGUGAUGUGGACAUGUCAGUGCCAAAGAUAAAGGGAGGCAUAAAAACACCUGAGGUCGACAUCCAAGGUCCACAGGUUGAUAUUGAAGGUCACAAAGGUGGAUUUGAAAUGCCUAAAAUCAAAAUGCCAUCAUUUGGCAUCAAAGGUCCAAAAAUGGAAGGUCCGGAUGUUGAUAUAAACCUUCCCAAAGGUAACAUUGAUGUUAAAGUACCUGAUGCUAAUAUUAAAGGACCGGACUUUGAUGUUGAAUGUCCUGAACUCAAAUUGAAAGGACCCAAAUUCCAACUCCCAUCAAUAUCAGUACCCAAGCUGCCAGAAUGGGAUGUCAGUCUGAAAGGGCCCAAAAUGAAGGGAGAUGUUGAUGUGUCAGUUCCAAAGAUUGAGGGUGACAUCAAAGCUCCGAAAGUUGACAUUGAAGGACCAGAUGUCGACAUUGAAGGCCACAAAGGAGGAUUUAAAAUGCCUAAAUUUCAUAUGCCAUCCUUUGGACUAAAAGGUCCAAACAUUGAAGGAUCAGAUGUUGAUGUCAGCCUCCCGAAAGCUGAUAUUGACAUUAACGCUCCUGACUUGGAUAUCAAAGGACCAGAUUUUGACAUUGAGAGUCCAAGUGGUAAAAUCAGAGGACCCAAAUUCAACAUGCCAAGCAUUUCAGGACCUAAACUCUCCAUGCCAGAUGUGGAUUUCAAUCUGAAAGGUCCCAAAAUGAAAGGUGAUGUGGAUAUGUCAGUGCCAAAGAUAAAGGGAGGCAUAAAAACACCUGAGGUCGACAUUCAAGGUCCACAGGUUGAUAUUGAAGGUCACAAAGGUGGAUUUGAAAUGCCUAAAAUCAAAAUGCCAUCAUUUGGCUUCAAAGGUCCAAAAAUUGAAGGUCCGGAUGUUGAUAUAAACCUUCCAAGAGGUAACAUUGAUGUUAAUGUACCUGAUGCUAAUAUUAAAGGACCGGACUUUGAUGUUGAAGGUUCUGAUGUAAAAUUGAAAGGACCCAAAUUCCAACUGCCAUCAAUAUCAGUACCCAAGCUGCCAGAAUGGGAUGUGAGUCUGAAAGGGCCCAAAAUGAAGGGAGAUGUUGAUGUGUCAGUUCCAAAGAUUGAGGGUGACAUCAAAGCUCCGAAAGUUGACAUUGAAGGACCAGAUGUUGAUAUUGAUGGCCACAAAGGAGGAUUUAAAAUGCCUAAAUUUCAUAUGCCUUCCUUUGGACUAAAAGGUCCAAACAUUGAAGGACCAGAUGUUGAUGUCAGCCUCCCGAAAGCUGAUAUUGACAUUAAUGCUCCUGACUUGGAUAUCAAAGGACCAGAUUUUGACAUUGAGAGUCCAAGUGGUAAAAUCAGAGGACCCAAAUUCAACAUGCCAAGCAUUUCAGGACCUAAACUCUCCAUGCCAGAUGUGGAUUUCAAUCUGAAAGGUCCCAAAAUGAAAGGUGAUGUGGAUAUGUCAGGGCCAAAGAUAAAGGGAGGCAUAAAAACACCUGAGGUUGACAUCCAAGGUCCACAGGUUGAUAUUGAAGGUCCCAAAGGUGGAUUUGAAAUGCCUAAAAUCAAAAUGCCAUCAUUUGGCUUCAAAGGUCCAAAAAUGGAAGGUCCGGAUGUUGAUAUAAACCUUCCCAAAGGUAACAUUGAUGUUAAAGGACCUGAUGCUAAUAUUAAAGGACCGGACUUUAAUGUUGAAGGUCCUGAUGUAAAAUUGAAAGGACCCAAAUUCCAACUGCCAUCAAUAUCAGUACCCAAGCUGCCAGAAUGGGAUGUGAGUCUGAAAGGGCCCAAAAUGAAGGGAGAUGUUGAUGUGUCAGUUCCAAAGAUUGAGGGUGACAUGAAAGCUCCGAAGGUUGACAUUGAAGGACCAGAUGUCGACAUUGAAGGCCACAAAGGAGGAUUUAAAAUGCCUAAAUUUAAUAUGCCCUCCUUUGGACUAAAAGGUCCAAACAUUGAAGGACCAGACGUUGAUGUCAGCCUCCCGAAAGCUGAUAUUGACAUUAACGCUCCUAACUUGGAUAUCAAAGGACCAGAUUUUGACAUUGAGAGUCCAAGUGGUAAAAUCAGAGGACCCAAAUUCAACAUGCCAAGCAUUUCAGGACCUAAACUCUCCAUGCCAGAUGUGGAUUUCAAUCUGAAAGGUCCCAAAAUGAAAGGUGAUGUGGAUAUGUCAGUGCCAAAGAUAAAGGGAGGCAUAAAAACACCUGAGGUCGAUAUCCAAGGUCCACAGGUUGAUAUUGAAGGUCAGAAAGGUGGUUUUGAAAUGCCUAAAAUCAAAAUGCCAUCAUUUGGCUUCAAAGGUCCAAAAAUGGAAGGUCCGGAUAUUGAUAUAAACCUUCCCAAAGGUAACAUUGAUGUUAAAGUACCUGAUGCUAAUAUUAAAGGACCGGACUUUGAUGUUGAAGGUCCCGAUGUAAAAUUGAAAGGACCCAAAUUCCAACUGCCAUCAAUAUCAGUACCCAAGCUGCCAGAAUGGGAUGUGAGUCUGAAAGGGCCCAAAAUGAAGGGAGAUGUUGAUGUGUCAGUUCCAAAGAUUGAGGGUGACAUCAAAGCUCCGAAGGUUGACAUUGAAGGACCAGAUGUCGACAUUGAAGGCCACAAAGGAGGAUUUAAAAUGCCUAAAUUUAAUAUGCCCUCCUUUGGACUAAAAGGUCCAAACAUUGAAGGACCAGACGUUGAUGUCAGCCUCCCGAAAGCUGAUAUUGACAUUAACGCUCCUGACUUGGAUAUCAAAGGACAAGGCAUUGACAUUGAGAGUCCAAGUGGUAAAAUCAGAGGACCCAAAUUCAACAUGCCAAGCAUUUCAGGACCUAAACUCUCCAUGCCAGAUGUGGAUUUCAAUCUGAAAGGUCCCAAAAUGAAAGGUGAUGUGGAUAUGUCAGUGCCAAAGAUAAAGGGAGGCAUAAAAAAACCUGAGGUCGACAUCCAAGGUCCAGAGCUUGAUAUUGAAGGUCACAAAGGUGGAUUUGAAAUGCCUAAAAUCAAAAUGCCAUCAUUUGGCUUCAAAGGUCCAAAAGUGGAAGGUCCGGAUGUUGAUAUAAACCUUCCCAAAGCUGACAUUCACGUUAAAGCACCUAACGUAGAUAUUAAAGGUCCAGAGUUCGAUAUUCAAGGUUCUAAGAAUGGAUUUGACAUGCCUAAAAUACAAAUGCCAUCGUUAUCAGGUCCAAAAAUGCCAGAAUUGGAUUUUAGUCUCAAAGGACCAAAGAUAAAGGGAGAUGUGGCCACUCCAAAGAUUGAGGGAGACAUAAAAACCCCUGAGAUUGAAAUCAAAGGUCCUAAUGUCGAUUUUGGAAUUCCAGAGGGACAACUUACUGGGCCUAAGGUGAAGUUACCAAAAAUAUCUGGACCAAAUAUAUCAUUGCCAGUUGUUGACAUCAAUCUGAAGGGGCCAACCUUAAAAGGUGAUUUAAAAGGGGGUGUUCAACUUCCAAAAGCUGAACUUGAGGGUCCAGAUGUCACAAUUGAUGUUCCAGAAAUUGGCUCAAAGAAAUCUAAAUUCAAAAUGCCAAAGUUUGGUUUUAAGAACCCAAAGAUAAAGGCACCAGAAACGGAUGUUGAAAUGGUAAAAGGGGGAAUCAGCAUCAAAGGGAAGAGUGGUAGCUCUGAACGUCUUGAUCUUGACCUUGGAAUGACUGGUUCGAAAACUAAAGGAGCAAAAUUCAAGAUGCCAAAGUUUGGUUUCAAAGGCCCAAAGGUUGAAAUGCCAGAAGUUGAUGUUAAUCUUCCCAAUGUUGACAUUGAAAGACCAGAUGUUAAAAUUGAGACUCCUGAUGGAAGAAUCAAGGGAACAAAACUGAAAAUGCCAAACAUCUCAGGACCAAAAUUGUCCAUGCCAGAUGUGGAUUUCAAUUUGAAAGGUCCCAAACUCAAAAGUGAUGUGGAUGCGUCAUCUCCAAACAUUGAAGGAGAAAUAAAAAUACCAGACAUUGACGUCAAAGCUCCACAAGUCGAUAUUGAAGGUCACAAAGGUGGAUUUGAAAUGCCUAAAAUCAAAAUGCCAUCAUUUGGCUUCAAAGGUCCAAAAAUGGAAGGUCCAGAUGUUGAUAUAAACCUUCCCAAAGGUAACAUUGAUGCUAAAGUACCUGAUGCUAAUAUUAAAGGACCGGACUUUGAUGUUGAAGGUCCUGAUGUAAAAUUGAAAGGACCCAAAUUCCAACUGCCAUCAAUAUCAGUACCCAAGCUGCCAGAAUGGGAUGUGAGUCUGAAAGGGCCCAAAAUGAAGGGAGAUGUUGAUGUGUCAGUACCAAAGAUUGAGGGUGACAUCAAAGCUCCGAAGGUUGACAUUGAAGGACCAGAUGUCGACAUUGAAGGCCACAAAGGAGGAUUUAAAAUGCCUAAAUUUAAUAUGCCCUCCUUUGGACUAAAAGGUCCAAACAUUGAAGGACCAGACGUUGAUGUCAGCCUCCCGAAAGCUGAUAUUGACAUUAACGCUCCUGACUUGGAUAUCAAAGGACCAGAUUUUGACAUUGAGAGUCCAAGUGGUAAAAUCAGAGGACCCAAAUUCAACAUGCCAAGCAUUUCAGGGCCUAAACUCUCCAUGCCAGAUGUGGAUUUCAAUUUGAAAGGUCCCAAAAUGAAAGGUGAUGUGGAUAUGUCAGUGCCAAAGAUAAAGGGAGGCAUACAAACACCUGAAGUUGACAUCCAAGGUCCACAGGUUGAUAUUGAAGGUAACAAAUCUGGAUUUGAAAUGCCUAAAAUCAAAAUGCCAUCAUUUGGCUUCAAAGGUCCAAAAAUGGAAGGUCCGGAUGUUGAUAUAAACCUUCCCAAAGGUAACAUUGAUGUUAAAGUACCUGAUGCUAACAUUAAAGUACCAGACAUUGAUGUUGAAGUUCCUGAUGUAAAAUUGAAAGGACCCAAAUUCCAACUGCCUUCAAUAUCAGUACCCAAGCUGCCAGAAUGGGAUGUGAGUCUGAAAGGGCCCAAAAUGAAGGGAGAUGUUGAUGUGUCAGUUCCAAAGAUUGAGGGUGACAUCAAAGCUCCGAAGGUUGACAUUGAAGGACCAGAUGUCGACAUUGAAGGCCACAAAGGAGGAUUUAAAAUGCCUAAAUUUAAUAUGCCCUCCUUUGGACUAAAAGGUCCAAACAUUGAAGGACCAGACGUUGAUGUCAGCCUCCCGAAAGCUGAUAUUGACAUUAACGCUCCUGACUUGGAUAUCAAAGGACCAGAUUUUGACAUUGAGAGUCCAAGUGGUAAAAUCAGAGGACCCAAAUUCAACAUGCCAAGCAUUUCAGGACCUAAACUCUCCAUGCCAGAUGUGGAUUUCAAUCUGAAAGGUCCCAAAAUGAAAGGUGAUGUGGACAUGUCAGUGCCAAAGAUAAAGGGAGGCAUAAAAACACCUGAGGUCGACAUCCAAGGUCCACAGGUUGAUAUUGAAGGUCACAAAGGUGGAUUUGAAAUGCCUAAAAUCAAAAUGCCAUCAUUUGGCUUCAAAGGUCCAAAAAUGGAAGGUCCGGAUGUUGAUAUAAACCUUCCCAAAGGAAACAUUGAUGUUAAACUACCUGAUGCUAAUAUUAAAGGACCGGAGUUCGAUGUUGAAGGUCACGAUGUAAAAUUGAAAGGACCCAAAUUCCAACUGCCAUCAAUAUCAGUACCCAAGCUGCCAGAAUGGGAUGUGAGUCUGAAAGGGCCAAAAAUGAAGGGAGAUGUUGAUGUAUCAGUUCCAAAGAUUGAGGGUGACAUCAAAGCUCCGAAGGUUGACAUUGAAGGACCAGAUGUCGACAUUGAAGGCCACAAAGGAGGAUUUAAAAUGCCUAAAUUUAAUAUGCCCUCCUUUGGACUAAAAGGUCCAAACAUUGAAGGACCAGACGUUGAUGUCAGCCUCCCGAAAGCUGAUAUUGACAUUAACGCUCCUGACUUGGAUAUCAAAGGACCAGAUUUUGACAUUGAGAGUCCAAGUGGUAAAAUCAGAGGACCCAAAUUCAACAUGCCAAGCAUUUCAGGACCUAAACUCUCCAUGCCAGAUGUGGACUUCAAUCUGAAAGGUCCCAAAAUAAAAGGAGAUUUCGAUGUGUCUGUUCCGAAGAUUAAGGCUGACAUCAAAGCUCCCAAGGUUGAUAUCAAAGCCCCAGAUGUUGACAUUGAAGGCCGCAAAGGAGGAUUUAAAAUGCCUAAAUUUAAUAUGCCCUCCUUUGGACUAAAAGGUCCAAACAUUGAAGGACCAGACAUUGAUGUCAGCCUCCCGAAAGCUGAUAUUGACAUUAACGCUCCUGACUUGGAUAUCAAAGGACAAGGCAUUGACAUUGAGAGUCCAAGUGGUAAAAUCAGAGGACCCAAAUUCAACAUGCCAAGCAUUUCAGGACCUAAACUCUCCAUGCCAGAUGUGGAUUUCAAUCUGAAAGGUCCCAAAAUGAAAGGUGAUGUGGACAUGUCACUGCCAAAGAUAAAGGGAGGUAUACAAACACCUGAAGUUGACAUUCAAGGUCCACAGGUUGAUAUUGAAGGUCACAAAAGUGGAUUUGAAAUGCCGAAAAUCAAAAUGCCAUCAUUUGGCUUCAAAGGUCCAAAAUUGGAAGGUCCGGAUGUUGAUAUAAACCUUCCCAAAGGUAAAAUUGAUGUUAAAGUACCUGAUGCUAAUAUUAAAGGACCGGACUUUGAUGUUGAAGGUCCUGAUGUACAAUUGAAAGGACCCAAAUUCCAACUACCAUCAAUAUCAGUACCAAAGCUGCCAGAAUGGGAUGUGAGUCUAAAAGGGGCCAAAAUGAAGGGAGAUUUUGAUGCGUCAGUUCCAAAGAUUGAGAGUGACAUCAAAGCUCCGAAGGUUGACAUUGAAGGACCAGAUGUCGACAUUGAUGCCCACAAAGGAGGAUUUAAAAUGCCUAAAUUUCAUAUGCCCUCCUUUGGACUAAAAGGUCCAAACAUUGAAGGACCAGACGUUGAUGUCAACCUCCCGAAAGCUGAUAUUGACAUUAAUGCUCCUGACUUGGAUGUCAAGGGACCAGAUUUUGACAUUGAGAGUCCAAGUGGUAAAAUCAGAGGACCCAAAUUCAACAUGCCAAGCAUUUCAGGACCUAAACUCUCCAUGCCAGAUGUGGAUUUCAAUCUGAAAGGUCCCAAAAUGAAAGGUGAUGUGGAUAUGUCAGUGCCAAAGAUAAAAGGAGGCAUAAAAACACCUGAGAUCGACAUCCAAGGUCCACAGGUUGAUAUUGAAGGUCACAAAGGUGGAUUCGAAAUGCCUAAAAUCAAAAUGCCAUCAUUUGGCAUCAAAGGUCCAAAAAUGGAAGGUCCGGAUGUUGAUAUAAAACUUCCCAAAGGUAACAUUGAUGUUAAAGUACCUGAUGCUAAUAUUAAAGGACCGGACUUCAAUGUUGAAGGUCCUGAUCUCAAAUUGAAAGGACCCAAAUUCCAACUGCCAUCAAUAUCAGUACCAAAGCUGCCAGAAUGGGAUGUGAGUCUGAAAGGGCCCAAAAUGAAGGGAGAUUUCGACGUGUCAGUUCCAAAGAUUGAGGGUGACAUCAAAGCUCCGAAGGUUGACAUUGAAGGACCAGAUGUCGACAUUGAAGGCCACAAAGGAGGAUUUAAAAUGCCUAAAUUUCAUAUGCCCUCAUUUGGACUAAAAGGGCCAAACAUUGAGGGACCAGACGUUGAUGUCAGCCUCCCGAAAGCUGAUAUUGACAUUAACGCUCCUGACUUGGAUAUCAAAGGACCAGAUUUUGACAUUGAGAGUCCAAGUGGUAAAAUCAGAGGACCCAAAUUCAACAUGCCAAGCAUUUCAGGACCUAAACUCUCCAUGCCAGAUGUGGAUUUCAAUCUGAAAGGUCCCAAAAUGAAAGGUGAUGUGGAUAUGUCAGUGCCAAAGAUAAAGGGAGGCAUAAAAACACCUGAGAUCGACAUCCAAGGUCCACAUGUUGAUAUUGAAGGUCACAAAGGUGGAUUUGAAAUGCCUAAAAUCAAGAUGCCAUCAUUUGGCUUCAAAGGUCCAAAAAUGGAAGGUCCGGAUGUUGAUAUAAACCUUCCCAAAGGUAACAUUGAUGUUAAAGUACCUGAUGCUAAUAUUAAAGGGCCGGACUUCGAUGUUGAAGGUCCUGAUGUAAAAUUGAAAGGACCCAAAUUCCAACUGCCAUCAAUAUCAGUACCCAAGCUGCCAGAAUGGGAUGUCAGUCUGAAAGGGCCCAAAAUGAAGGGAGAUGUUGAUGUGUCAGUUCCAAAGAUUGAGGGUGACAUCAAAGCUCCGAAGGUUGACAUUGAAGGACCAGAUGUCGACAUUGAAGGUCACAAAGGAGGAUUUAAAAUGCCUAAAUUUCAUAUGCCCUCCUUUGGCCUUAAAGGUCCACACAUUGAAGGACCAGACGUUGACGUCAGCCUCCCGAAAGCUGAUAUUGACAUUAACGCUCCUGACUUGGAUAUCAAGGGACCAGAUUUGGACAUGGAGAGUCCAAGUGGUAAAAUCAGAGGACCCAAAUUCAACAUGCCAAGCAUUUCAGGACCUAAACUCUCCAUGCCAGAUGUGGAUUUCAAUCUGAAAGGUCCCAAAAUGAAAGGUGAUGUGGAUAUGUCAGUGCCAAAGAUAAAGGGAGGCAUAAAAACACCUGACGUUGACAUCCAAGGUCCACAGGUUGACAUUGAAGGCCAAAAAGCAGGAUUUAAAAUGCCUAAAUUUAAAAUGCCCUCCUUUGGACUAAAAGGUCCUAACAUUGAAGGGCCAGAAGUUGAUUUCAGCCUCCCGAAAGCUGAUAUUGACAUUAAUGCUCCUGACUUGGAUAUCAAAGGACCAGAUUUUGACAUUGAGAGUCCAAGUGGUAAAAUCAGAGGACCCAAAUUCAACAUGCCAAUCAUUUCAGGACCUAAACUCUCCAUGCCAAAUGUGGAUUUCAAUCUGAAAGGCCCCAAAAUGAAAGGUGAUGUGGAUAUGUCAGUGCCAAAGAUAAAGGGAGGCAUAAAAACACCGGAAGUUAACAUCCAAGGUCCAGAGGUUGAUAUUGAUGGUCACAAAGGUGGAUUUGAAAUGCCAAAAAUCAAAAUGCCAUCAUUUGGCUUCAAAGGGCCAAAAGUAGAAGGUCCGGAUGUUGAUAUAAACCUUCCAAAAGGUAACAUUGAUGUUAAAGUACCUGACGCUAACAUUGAAGUACCGGACGUUGAUGUUGAAGGUCCUGAUGUAAAAUUGAAAGGACCCAAAUUCCAACUGCCAUCAAUAUCUGGACCCAAGAUGCCAGGAUGGGAUGUGAGUCUGAAAGGGCCCAAAAUGAAGGGAGAUGUCGAUGUGUCAUUUCCAAAGAUUGAGGGUGACAUCAAAGCUCCGAAGGUUGACAUUGGAGGACCAGAUGUCGACAUUGAAGGCCACAAAGGAGCAUUUAAAAUGCCUACAUUUAAAAUGCCCUCAUUUGGACUAAAAGGUCCAAACGUUGAAGGACCAGAUGUUGAUGUCAGCCUCCCGAAAGCUGAUAUUGACAUUAACGCUCCUGACUUGGAUAUCAAAGGACCAGAUUUUGACAUUGAGAGUCCAAGUGGUAAAAUCAGAGGACCCAAAUUCAACAUGCCAAGCAUUUCAGGACCUAAACUCUCCAUGCCAGAUGUGGAUUUCAAUCUGAAAGGUCCCAAAAUGAAAGGUGAUGUGGAUAUGUCAGUGCCAAAGAUAAAGGGAGGCAUAAAAACACCUGAGGUUGACAUCCAAGGUCCAGAGCUUGAUAUUGAUGGUCACAAAGGUGGAUUUGAUAUGCCUAAAAUCAAAAUGCCAUCAUUUGGCUUCAAAGGUCCAAAAAUGGAAGGUCCGGAUGUUGAUAUAAACCUUCCAAAAGGUAACAUUGAUGUUAAAUUACCUGAUGCUAACAUUAAAGUACCGGACUUUGAUGUUGAAAGCCCUGAUGUAAAAUUGAAAGGACCCAAAUUCCAACUGCCAUCAUUAUCUGGACCCAAAAUGCCAGGAUGGGAUUUGAGUCUGAAAGGGCCAAAAAUAAAGGGAGAUUUCGAUGUGUCCGUUCCAAAGAUUGAGGGUGACAUCGAAUCUCCCAAGGUUGACAUUGGAGGACCAGAUGUCGACAUUGAAGGCCACAAAGGAGGAUUUAAAAUGCCUAAAUUUAAAAUGCCCUCAUUUGGACUAAAAGGUCAAAACAUUGAAGGACCAGAAGUUGAUGUCAGCCUCCCGAAAGCUAAUAUUGACAUUAACGCUCCUGACUUGGAUAUCAAGGGACCAGAUUUGGACAUGGAGAGUCCAAGUGGUAAAAUCAGAGGACCCAAAUUCAACAUGCCAAGCAUUUCAGGACCUAAACUCUCCAUGCCAGAUGUGGACUUCAAUCUGAAAGGUCCCAAAAUGAAAGGUGAUGUGGAUAUGUCAGUGCCAAAGAUAAAGGGAGGCAUAAAAACACCUGAGGUCGACAUCCAAGGUCCACAGGUUGACAUUGAAGGCCACAAAGGAGGAUUUAAAAUGCCUAAAUUUAAAAUGCCCUCCUUUGGACUAAAAGGUCCAAACAUUGAAGGACCAGAUGUUGAUGUCAGUCUCCCGAAAGCUGAUAUCGACAUUAACACUCCUGACUUGGAUAUCAAAGGACCAGAUUUGGACAUUGAGAGUCCAAGUGGUAAAAUCAGAGGACCCAAAUUCAACAUGCCAAGCAUUUCAGGACCUAAACUCUCCAUGCCAAAUGUGGAUUUCAAUCUGAAAGGUCCCAAAAUGAAAGGUGAAGUGGAUAUGUCAGUGCCAAAGAUAAAAGGAGGCAUAACAAUACCUGAAGUUGACAUCCAAGGUCCACAUGUUGAUAUUGAAGGUCACAAAGGUGGAUUUGAUAUGCCUAAAAUCAAAAUGCCAUCAUUUGGCUUCAAAGGUCCAAAAGUGGAAGUUCCGGAUGUUGAUAUAAACCUUCCAAAAGGUAACAUUGAUGUUAAUGUACCUGAUGCUAAUAUUAAAGGACCGGACUUUGAUGUUGAAGGUCCUGAUGUAAAAUUGAAAGGACCCAAAUUCCAACUGCCAUCAAUAUCAGUACCAAAGCUUCCAGAAUGGGAUGUGAGUCUCAAAGGGCCCAAAAUGAAGGGAGAUUUCGAUGUGUCAGUUCCAAAGAUUGAGGGUGACAUCAAAGCUCCGAAGGUUGACAUUGAAGGACCAGAUGUCGACAUUGAAGGCCACAAAGGAGGAUUUAAAAUGCCUAAAUUUCAUAUGCCCUCCUUUGGACUAAAAGGUCCAAACAUGGAAGGACCAGACGUUGAUGUCAGCCUCCCGAAAGCCGAUAUUGACAUUAACGCUCCUGACUUGGAUAUCAAGGGUCCAGAUUUGGACAUGGAGAGUCCAAGUGGUAAAAUCAGAGGACCCAAAUUCAACAUGCCAAGCAUUUCAGGACCUAAACUCUCCAUGCCAGAUGUGGAUUUCAAUCUGAAAGGUCCCAAAAUGAAGGGUGAUUUCGAUGUGUCAGUUCCAAAGAUUAAGGCUGACAUCAAAGCUCCCAAGGUUGAUAUCAAAGCCCCAGAUGUUGACAUUGAAGGCCGCAAAGGAGGAUUUAAAAUGCCUAAAUUUAAUAUGCCCUCCUUUGGACUAAAAGGUGCAAACAUUGAAGGACCAGACGUUGAUGUCAGCCUCCCGAAAGCUGAUAUUGACAUUAACACUCCUGACUUGGAUAUCAAAGGACCAGAUUUUGACAUUGAGAGUCCAAGUGGUAAAAUCAGAGGACCAAAAUUCAACAUGCCAAGCAUUUCAGGACCUAAGCUCUCCAUGCCAGAUGUGGAUUUCAAUCUGAAAGGUCCCAAAAUGAAAGGUGAUGUGGACAUGUCAGUGCCAAAGAUAAAGGGAGGUAUACAAACACCUGAAGUUGACAUCCAAGGUCCACAGGUUGAUAUUGAAGGUCACAAAGGUGGAUUUGAAAUGCCUAAAAUCAAAAUGCCAUCAUUUGGCUUCAAAGGUCCAAAAGUAGAAGGUCCGGAUGUUGAUAUAAACCUUCCAAAAGGUAACAUUGAUGUUAAUGUACCUGAUGUUAAUAUUAAAGGACCCGACUUUGAUGUUGAAGGUCCUGAUGUAAAAUUGAAAGGACCCAAAUUCCAACUGCCAUCAAUAUCAGUACCAAAGCUGCCAGAAUGGGAUGUGAGUCUGAAAGGGCCCAAAAUGAAGGGAGAUUUCGAUGUGUCAGUUCCAAAGAUUGAGGGUGACAUCAAAGUUCCGAAGGUUGACAUUGAAGGACCAGAUGUCGACAUUGAUGGCCACAAAGGAGGAUUUAAAAUGCCUAAAUUUCAUAUGCCCUCCUUUGGUCUAAAAGGUCCACACAUUGAAGGACCAGAUGUUGAUGUCAGCCUCCCGAAAGCUGAUAUUGACAUUAACGCUCCUGACUUGGAUAUCAAAGGACCAGAUUUUGACAUUGAGAGUCCAAGUGGUAAAAUCAGAGGACCCAAAUUCAACAUGCCAAGCAUUUCAGGACCCAAACUCUCCAUGCCAGAUGUGGAUUUCAAUCUGAAAGGUCCCAAAAUGAAAGGUGAUGUGGAUAUGUCAGUGCCAAAGAUAAAGGGAGGCAUAACAACACCUCAGGUCGACAUCCAAGGUCCACAGGUUGAUAUUGAAGGUCACAAAGGUGGAUUCGAAAUGCCUAAAAUCAAAAUGCCAUCAUUUGGCUUCAAAGGUCCAAAGGUGGAAGGUCCGGAUCUUAAUAUAAACCUUCCUAAAGGUAACAUUGAUGUUAAAGUACCUGAUCCUAACAUUAAAGUACCGGACUUUGAUGUUGAAGGUCCUGAUGUAAAAUUGAAAGGACCCAAAUUCCAACUGCCAUCAAUAUCUGGACCUAAGAUGCCAGGAUGGGAUGUCAAUCUGAAAGGGCCCAAAAUGAAGGGAGAUUUCGAUGUGUCAGUUCCAAAGAUUGAGGGUGACAUCAAAGCUCCGAAGGUUGGCAUUGAAGGACCAGAUGUCGACAUUGAAGGCCACAAAGGAGGAUUUAAAAUGCCUAAAUUUCAUAUGCCCUCCUUUGGACUAAAAGGUCCAAACAUUGAAGGACCUGACGUUGAUGUCAGCCUCCCGAAAGCUGAUAUUGACAUUAACGCUCCUGACUUGGAUAUCAAGGGACCAGAUUUUGACAUGGAGAGUCCAAGUGGUAAAAUCAGAGGACCCAAAUUCAACAUGCCAAGCAUUUCAGGACCUAAACUCUCCAUGCCAGAUGUGGAUUUCAAUCUGAAAGGUCCCAAAAUGAAAGGUGAUGUGGAUAUGUCUGUGCCAAAGAUAAAGGGAGACAUAAAAACACCCGAAGUUAACAUCCAAGGUCCAGAGAUUGACAUUGAAGGCCACAAAGGAGGAUUUAAAAUGCCAAAAUUUAAAAUGCCCUCCUUUGGACUAAAAGGUCCAAACAUUGAAGGACCAGACGUUGAUGUCAGCCUCCCGAAAGCUGAUAUUGACAUUAACCCUCCUGACUUGGAUAUCAAAGGACCGGAUUUUGACAUCGAGAGUCCCAGUGGUAAAAUCAGAGGACCCAAAUUCAACAUGCCAAGCAUUUCAGGUCCUAAACUCUCCAUGCCAGAUGUGGAUUUCAAUCUAAAAGGUCCCAAAAUGAAAGGUGAUGUGGAUAUGUCAGUGCCAAAGAUAAAGGGAGGCAUACAAACACCUGAAGUUGACAUCCAAGGUCCACAGGUUGAUAUUGAAGGUCACAAAGGUGGAUUUGAAAUGCCUAAAAUCAAAAUGCCAUCAUUUGGCUUCAAAGGUCAUACAGUGGAAGGUCCGGAUGUUGAUAUAAACCUUCCCAAAGGUAACAUUGAUGUUAAAGUACCUGAUGCUAAUAUUAAAGGACCGGACUUUGAUGUUGAAGGUCCUGAUGUAAAAUUGAAAGGACCCAAAUUCCAACUGCCAUCAAUAUCAGUACCCAAGCUGCCAGAAUGGGAUGUGAGUCUGAAAGGGCCCAAAAUGAAGGGAGAUGUUGAUGUGUCAGUUCCAAAGAUUGAGGGUGACAUCAAAACUCCGAAGGUUGAUAUUGAAGGACCAGACGUCGACAUUGAAGGCCACAAAGGAGGAUUUAAAAUGCCUAAAUUUAAUAUGCCCUCUUUUGGACUAAAAGGUCCAAACAUUGAAGGACCAGAUGUUGAUGUCAGCCUCCCGAAAUCUGAUAUUGACAUUAACGCUCCUGACUAUGAUAUCAAAGGACCAGAUUUUGACAUUGAGAGUCCAAGUGGUAAAAUCAGAGGACCCAAAUUCAACAUGCCAAGCAUUUCAGGGCCUAAACUCUCCAUGCCAGAUGUGGAUUUCAAUCUGAAAGGACCUAACAUGGAUAUGACAGUACCACAGACCAAAGGAAACAUUAAAAAACCUGACAUUGACAUCAAAGGUCCAGAAGUUGAUAUUGAAAGGCCAAAGGGUGGAUUUGAUAUGCCUUCAAUCAAAAUGCCAUCAUUUGGCACCAAAGUUCCAAAGGUUGAAGGUCCAGAUAUUAAUAUAAACAUGUCCAAAACUAACAUUGAUGUGAACACCCCUGAAGUUGACAUUAAAGGUCCAGAGUUUAAUAUCAAGGGGCCUAAGGGUGGAUUUGAAAUGCCUAAAAUGUCAAUGCCAUCAUUCAACAUCAAAGGUCCAAAAUGGGAGGGUUCGGAUGUUGAUCUAAAACUUCCCAAAGGAAACAUUGACAUGACAGCACCUGAUGUUGAUGUCAAAGUAAAAGGAUCUCAAGUCAAAGGAAAGAUGGAUGCAUCAGUUCCCAAAUUGGAAGCAGAUAUCAGAGGUCCAAAUUAUAACAUUGCUGGACCAAGAUCUGUUGACCCUGUAUGGACCGGAGUUACAUUUCCCAAGUUCAAAGGUCCUAAAUUUGGAAUGGAAUCCCCAGAACUCAGUGUGGAAGCACACGGUUCCAAAACAGAAAUGAGUUUCCCAGAUACUGAAGCAAGUCUUGAUGCCUCUGAUAUGAAUGUCAAUGUAAAGGGGAAAAAGGGGAAAUUUAAACUUCCUAAAGUGAAAGGAAGGGCAAAGAAACUUAAUAUAGACAUAGAAACACCAGCAGCAGACUUGGAUUCAGACACACCUAAUAUUCAUGUCAAAGGAUCAAAGGCAAAGAAGCCUCUUUUUGGUAAGCUUCAUUUUCCGAAUGUGGAAUUUGAUAUCAAAUCACCAAAGUUGAAAGGUGAUGGAUCUUUUUCAGAAGGAUUCAAAUCACCUGACAUAGAUUUUCCAUCUGCUAGCUUGAACACUGCUAUUGAUACUUCUAGUAUUGAGAGUCCAAAAGUUCAUUUCGGAGAAACGGAUGUUAAAAUGAAUCCAAAAUUAAAAAUGCCAAAUGUGAACAUUUCCACUUCGGAUAUUGAUGCACAUCUUAACAGACAAGGAGAGGCAACAUUGAGUGCAGGUUUUACAGGCCAAAAAAUUAAUGUGAAAGGUGGUUCAGAGUUUGAUGCAAGUGCUGGGGGCAGUGCCAGCGGUGGCCUUCAUUACCCAGAAGGUACUGUAACAUUUCCCAAAAUCAAGGUACCUAAAUUUGGUAUUGCUCUGCCUCAGAUGGAAGGCCAGGCAGGUGAAGGACAUGUUGCAUCAGCUAGUGGAGGAAUGAACAUAAAGUCUCCAUCUGUCAGUUGCCAAGUCAGUUCACAAAAUGUUGAGGUUCCCAGUCCAGAACUGAGGCACAGAGAAGGAAAGGUAAAGUUAAAGAUGCCAAAAAUGUUUGGCAAAUCAAAAGCAAAGGGCAGUAGUGCAGGUGACCUUCGAGGACCAGAGGUAGAAUUGAGUACAAGUGGAAAAGGCAGUAAGGUACAUACUGGGGAACUGAUAGGUGGACAAGUAGAGGGUGAUCCUGGGCUCAGUGUGUCAACUAAAGGCAAGUCAGCCUCACUGGAUCUAUUGAAGAAAUCAAGGCAUCGGUCUACUUCUCUGAGUGAUGAGGGGGAGCUUGCAGUAAGUUCCCCUUCAGCUCACUUAGAUGCUGAGGGUGGUGACAUUUCAUUAGACCUGGGAGGAAGCAAGAGCAAAGGAAAGAAAGGCAAGUUGAAGUUUGGCACCUUUGGAGGUUUUGGUUCAAAGUCAAAGGGCUCAUAUGAAGUUUCACUUGGUGAGGAGGGGGAAGCGGGUGCAGGUGUUAAUCUACCCUCUAAAAUAUCGAGAUUGUCUUCAUCUUCCAGCAGUGACAGUGGUUCAAGAGGUGGUUUCAGGUUCCCAAGACUUGAACUAUCUGUUUCACCCAAAAAAUGAUUAAUUAUGAGGUAAAUUAAACUCUUUCAUAUACACCCAGAUAGACAAAUUGAACUGAGAAAUAAUUCAAUGUAUACAUCUUUAAAACCUAAGGGCACGUACACAGUCAUCUCAAUAUUGUUAACUCUGUGUAAACUUUUUUUCAGUAAUUAGACAGGAGUGCAUGAGAUUGUUCAAAAUCCCUUAUAACUGUAAAUAAGAUUGAUUUGUAUUGUAGUAAUAAAUAUUGUUUUUUGUACAUAGUCCAGAUUUAUUGAACACAUGCCAUCCCACCAAAUUCUCACAAAUAGUUUAUUACAGGGUUGUUAUUUUGUCCUAUUUUAUUCCAAUAAUUGAAUGUUAUUAAGGAACAGGUGUGGUAUAUUUGUAUCCAGGGGUCUAUUGCACAGAACAGAUAGUUACAAUUGUUAUUUUGAAGGAAGAUGUUUGUACAACCAGACACAAUUAUAAACAGUUACCAGUUCUUUUAUGUAUGACAUUAUUAUAUUUUCAAGCUUUGUAAUAAUAUAAUCCUUAUAGAAGCAUAUUUAGGCAAGAUAGAGCUGACCCUUUAUAAUCCAUUCUAAAGAGUAGUGAUGUUGUGCCGUAUUUGCAAAGACAAUCACUGUUUGGAAACUACCAAUUCUCUGAAAUGCUGUUCAUUUUGUUAGAAACUUUAUUCACCCUCUGAUUGUGUAACAUUUAUGAAUAAAUAUGCAAUGUUUCAUUUGUUUUCAACAUGUUUUGCUUCCAAAUCCUGUAUCAUUUUCAUCCUUACCUGUUUUAUGACCCUUUUUUAUUUCCUGUCACUCUCCAUUUGUACACUCACCUUAAGAUAAUGUAAAAAAAAUAAAAUAAAAAUAAGAAACUCACUUUUUGAUUGCAAAAAAAAUGUAAUAUGUGUUAAUAAUAGCGAGUUGCAUAGUUUUGAUCAGAUAUGAUGGAGAUAGAGCAUGAUUAUUUGGGUCUAUUCUUUUGUGUGCAUUCUGCCAAAUAAACUAAAUAAAAAGAUC